GGAUUUAUGACGCACGCACAGUAGUUUGACAUAUGACUGCAAAGAAAGUCAUGCUAAACAGAACUGUCUUAACUGGAUGGAUCUUACUUCCGCUAAAUUAACGGAAGAGUUCACAAAUAACUGUAAAAGAGCAGUUAUACUUUAGAAACAACGUUUUAAUUGCUUAACACUGAAAUAACCGAUGUCGGGGGAUGAGGAAGAGGACGUGGCGACAUCGGGGGAAGAGGAAGAGGACGUGGAACUCUAUGACAAUAACAGCGGGAAUAUAGACCAGGAAUUUGAGAUCUGGAAGAAGAAAUAUGGUAAGACCUACGCUACCCCUGAAGAGGAGGCUCGUCGGAAGCAGGCCUGGCUGGAGACCAGGGUCAGGGUGACGGAGCACAACCGCAACUAUCUGGCCCGGGAAGGAGACUUGGACAAUGGGGGCGAACAUGUUCGCUGACAGGCUAGAAGGUGACCAUUGUUGCUGCAUUGGUGGUGUUGGCGGGGCUGAUGGGAUGAUAGGAAUGUUCUAGCAGUGGGCAUCGGUCUCAAUGCACUCUCUUCUGCUCCACCCGUCUUCUUCAUUAAAGAUGCUCUCCAUUCA
Conger conger (European conger) is the source of this 586-nucleotide messenger RNA. Its product is annotated as cystein proteinase inhibitor protein salarin-like. The coding region runs from base 182 to 442 and encodes 86 amino acids. Lineage: Eukaryota; Metazoa; Chordata; Actinopteri; Anguilliformes; Congridae. The transcript is spliced from 6 exons. The record is from RefSeq and is a predicted model, not a curated record.